Molecule: messenger RNA, 2325 nt
Organism: Archocentrus centrarchus (flier cichlid)
Lineage: Eukaryota; Metazoa; Chordata; Actinopteri; Cichliformes; Cichlidae
Gene: hdac8
Product: histone deacetylase 8
Exons: 11
Coding region: 137-1276 (379 amino acids)
Biological process (GO): heterochromatin formation
Molecular function (GO): histone deacetylase activity
Source: RefSeq, a predicted model, not a curated record
GUUACCGGGUGGGUAGCGGGGAAUGUUGACGGUGUAACACCAAAGUCGGGCACAACCAGCGGCCGCUGUCUGUCUGUGUUGUGAAUUUGUUUUAUUCACCAGCUCCAUUGAAACAUUUGGAUUUCAUCCGACGUAAAUGAGUUGCAGAGGUGACAGCGAUGAUGAGGACAGCUGCAGUAAACGGAGAGUCGCGUACGUCUACAGCCCGGAGUACAUCCAGACCUGCGACACUUUAUCCAAAGUGCCAAAUCGGGCGAGUAUGGUCCACUCACUGAUAGAAGCCUAUGGACUGCUUGAACACAUGAGCAUUGUCAAACCUCACGUGGCCACCAUAGAGGAAAUGGCCAAAUUCCACACAGAUUCCUACCUGGAGCAUCUUCACAAGAUCAGCCAGGACGGAGACAACGACGACCCGCAGUCGGCCGACUACGGCCUGGGUUAUGACUGUCCAGUGGUGGAGGGCAUAUUUGAUUAUGCAGCAGCAGUAGGGGGCGCUACGCUGACAGCAGCUCAGACCCUGUUGGACCAAAAGUGUGAUGUGGCCAUCAACUGGGCAGGAGGGUGGCACCAUGCUAAGAAGGACGAGGCUUCAGGUUUCUGUUACGUGAACGAUGCCGUGCUGGGAAUCCUCAGACUGAGAGAGAAAAAUGAACGAGUCCUCUAUGUGGACGUUGACCUGCAUCAUGGAGACGGUGUGGAAGACGCCUUCAGCUUCACAUCCAAAGUCAUGACCGUCUCUGUGCACAAGUUCUCUCCCGGGUUCUUCCCAGGCACGGGCGACCUGUGUGACACAGGGCUGGGUAAAGGCCGGUGGUACGCUGUGAACGUUCCACUGGAGGACGGCAUCAAGGAUGACAGAUACUACCAGAUUUUUACCAGUGUCAUGCAGGAGGUGCGGGCACAGUUCAACCCAGAGGCAAUAGUGAUGCAGCUGGGUGCUGACACCAUGGCGGGCGACCCCAUGUGCUCCUUCAACAUGACCCCUGUUGGGGUUGGCAAGUGUCUGCAGUAUGUCCUGCAGUGGCAGCUACCUACACUCCUGCUGGGCGGAGGAGGUUAUAAUCUGGCUAACACGGCUCGCUGUUGGACCUACCUGACGGCAGAAGUGCUGGGAAAGACUCUGUCCUCCGAAAUACCUGAUCAUGAGUUUUUUACAGAAUACGGACCAGACUACUCCCUGGAGAUCAGUCCGAGCUGUAGACCAGACCGCAACGACACCAAACACCUGGACCAGGUCAUCAGCACCAUCAAAGGGAAUUUAAAGAAUGUGGUUUAGGACUCAGGAGCCUCAGCCUCCAUCUCCACACAUACAUACACACACACCAUGUUUCCAAACCAGGUCGACACUCUGCGGCUUUAAUGAAGACAAUAUGGAGCGGACCCCUUCGGCCCCGAGGCACGGAGCGAACAAGGGAAGGGAAAAGAGGAGCAGAGAGAGUUUUGGAAAACAUUAGCUGAGUGUUUCCAGGGGAAAACAGUUUAAUAAGGGUUGGGGAAGGGGAUUUGGGAGGCGGGGAGGGGGAUGUGGUUGGUGUACCAGUGUUCACUGUUUUUAAUUCUUUGUUUUUUGGAAACGGUUCAUGUGCGUUUGUGUGAAUGAGAGAGUUUAUUGCAUGUUCAGCACAGUUAUGUAAAGCUGGGUUACAGCUGAGCGUUUGGUAUCCGGGGGGGGAUCAUUGGUCAGAUGUAUUACACCAAAUGGAAAAAGCAGAUUUUUUCAGGAGUCCGGUUUCACGGUCACCCCGCUCCUGCUGUGAUUUCAGCCACUCGACGACCGAUAAGCACCAAAGCAGACAAGCGGCGAUGAUUCCCAAACGCACCGUUAAACCUCGUUCUCAUUCUGAGAGGCCUGAAAAGUAUUUGAGAUGUCUGAAGAAAAAAAAAAAUUGGAAAAUAGCCGGUUGCACAUUGUAGCCACAUUGUUUCGAGCCCUGGGCAAAGUCAGACAUCUGGACGACGUUUGGAAUUUUACAUGGAAAAUAUGCGGGGAAAGUUAAAAAGGGGUUUGUCUUUGGACAGGCAACAACAAAGAUUACAUGACCCUUAAGGGGAAUUUGGAUAGACACAGCAACACUAAACUGGUUUGGUCUGCUCAGAAAUUGACUUCCACAGUAGGAUUGAAGAGGAAACAAUAUCAAAGGAACAUUUGUAGAUCUGCUGGUAGCAACCUGACAUGUGCACCAACGUUGCAAAGGUUUGGAGUGAAUGUCUGGUCACAUCUGUGGUUGUCUUUGCUUUGAUCAAAUGUUCAUUUAAAUUCAAGCGUCACCUGUUUUAAACUGUUUUUAUUUUUGCUGUCUUUUUCAUAUUAAACGUUUGAAAGAA